CAUAGGUAGUCUGCUCGCCGUUUUUCGUCUUGAGAGCAGUUUAGUGAAGAUGGGGCACUCUAUAAAAUGCAAGAAUCUGACGACCUACUGGGAUAGGAUCAUUUCGAAGUGUAUGCCGUGUGAAACAAAGCAAGGAUAUUAUAUCACGCCCAACUGUGGUAAAGCUGAUGAUGGUGGGGUGCACGAACCCCCCCUUAAAAAGUGUACAACAUGUCCCGCUGGGUUCUACAUUUCGAGCCCGUGCAGCAAUACUACUGACACCAAAUGUGACAACAAAUCAAGAAGCGGCGCGACGACGGUUCCUGUCGCGACACCAACAACAUCUCAACAUGUUCGUGCAACGACAAACGGAUCGAGCUUAAAACCAACAACAACAGCAACCUCCCUGUCCCCACCAGCCCAUUUACUCUGGGCCGUACCCUUACUUACCCUUAUUCUCCUGCUUGUUGUGAUAUGUGCUUGUCUUAUCUACAGGAAGCGAAAACUAGGCCAGCACACAGUGUUGAGUUACAGCAGAAGAUCCUCAUACAGCGCAGGCUUCUCUUCGCUGUCUACUCCACCCAGCUGCAAUGACCUCGAGGACCUUCUGAGUCCCAACAUCCUGUCAGCACCUCUCCAGGCCGUGCUCGACAACUUGGAUGUUUUGGAGGAGCUGGUGAUUUUGUUGGAUCCAGAAAGCCAUGGAGUAAAGAAUACCAAACAUCUGGCUUCUCAUUGCUCCUUCCCCGCCACAUGGAUCACAUACACCUACUCCAUGAAGGAGGUUAAGAGCCCUCUGAAGGCCGUGUUGGAGGGCGUGACCAGCAGGCACCCUGACUGGACAGUCGGCCACCUGGCCAAGCUGCUCAGACACAUGGAGCGCAACGACGCCAUCGCCGUUCUCACUAAACUUGAACUGAAUGUGAUUUCCGUGUGAUCACCUAUAAUAGCACAUAAUCCUUUGGCUGCAGGGUAAGGCCUGCAGAUGUUUCACUUCGUGAUCAUUCCUGAUUUUUUUUGUAGUUAUGCAACCUGGAAACCACAAAGAAAUGUCGGGAAAGCAGACAUCCUGAACAGAUUGUCAGUAAUAUGAAGGAAAUAUACAGGGCAAGGGGUUCAAUGAAGGGAAAUUAUUUUUUGCUAUGGUGCUUAACCCAUUGACGCCUAAAACGCCUGUAAAACCUCUGGGCGAUUUUAAAAUCAGCCCCUAAAACCUGAAGUUUUUCUGGAAAUUCAACAGAAGUGCCAACGCCUCUACUAAAUAAUAGAUUUUUCUGUAGCAGAUAGAAAUGAAAUUCAAAAAGUAUUUGAGAGCUUAUACAAAUACUACAAAACGACGUAUCCGCUUUCCAGGCUUCAAUGGGUUAAAGCAAAAAGUGGCAGACUUUUGAAGCGUUUAUUAUUGCAUCUAAAUUGUGACUUAAUUGCAAAAAAUGAAGUUUACUGAAUUAUUUUAUAACCGCAGAAAUGAAUGUAUAUCCUCAUUUUGUUAAUCAAAUUUCAUCGUGGUUUUAUUAUGAUUAAUAAUUGCUUAUUUCCAGACUAAGAGAUCAACAGAGGUCUCAAGGAGUAUAGUCAAAUUCAAGCAUACAAUAAUUAAUCAUUUUACACACUUUUAAGUCUUUGUAGGAGCUUUUGAUUAGGCUACUACUCAGCUCGUGAUAUAUGUAUAUUAUGUUCUGUGUGGUUCUGUAAGGCAGAACUUUUAUUGCUGCAUUCUGGAAAUUUUUUCUAGAGCAUUGUAUUGAGCAUAACAUUCCAACUCAGAAAAGAGUAAACAAUAUAGUAGUAUAGUAAAUUGUGAGUGCUUUUUUUGGCAUUUUCAGAUAGAAGUGGUGAAAUGAAUGAUGCUCUCAAGUUGCAUCAUUGGAAAUGAAGGUUUGAUGUUGACCACUAUACUUGGUUUGGUCAAAAACAAAGUGCAAUACUUAAUUAAAACAAAAGCACUUUUUUCCCCAAGUACCUGCAUUUAUAGACAUAAGGGCUGUUUCCACUACGCACAUAAUUUGAAUAUGAGCAGACUUUUGUUGGGACUUUUUUCGUCCCUGUCGAAGAGUUCGGACGUUUUUCUCCCUUGAAAACAGCCUGGUUACUGAUUGGAUAGAACGAUAUGCAGGCUGUGACUUAGCAACUUUGUUGUGAUAAUUAGCCACUUUUCAGCUCUGUUUAAAGGAACACUCCACCGUUUUUUCAUAUUAAAACAUGUUAUUCGGUCA
Molecule: messenger RNA, 2195 nt
Organism: Centropristis striata (black sea bass)
Lineage: Eukaryota; Metazoa; Chordata; Actinopteri; Perciformes; Serranidae
Gene: igflr1
Product: IGF-like family receptor 1
Exons: 8
Coding region: 50-916 (288 amino acids)
Source: RefSeq, a predicted model, not a curated record